Messenger RNA from Durusdinium trenchii, 2839 nucleotides. Lineage: Eukaryota; Dinophyceae; Suessiales; Symbiodiniaceae. The record is from the annotation of a GenBank genome assembly.
GCUCACAGAACUCUUGCAGAGCCGGUUGGAGAAGUUCUAUGGACUUUGCCCAAAGAUCCUCAUAUCACAUGGUAGCGAUAGUGCUUUGGCGGGCUUCGACAAGAAUGAAGCCAUUUCGAAGUUGAGUCCCGCAUCACUAGCAAUGUCAAAGCUGUUUGAGUCGUCAGCGCCACCAACCAAGACAUCCUUGGCAGACUAUGAGAAAAAGCUGACUUCAAACGAGCAAAGUGUGAAGAAGGUACUCACUCAAUUGGAGAGGCUUGCUGAACUUCAACGAAAGAGAAAGACUUCUAACAUCGAGGCACUUGGUGCUGCCAGACAGAAGGGCAUGGAGGCUGCAGAGAAGGAAGCAGGCAACGAUCGUGAUUCUGAGUCAGACUUGCCAGACGAUGACCAUGACUCACCAUCUGGACCUGCUGAGGAUCCUCCAGGCCCAAAACAGGCAGAGGCAACUCCUCAUGAGAAUUCUUCAGUCCAAGAACAAGACCAAGACUCACAGGCGCCCAAGCUCUAUCUUUUGGCGGAUGCGAAGAAGCUUCUCAUUCCACACACUUGUCAAGGAUGGAGCUUCCUCAAUUCUAAGAAGUCCACACACCUGCGUUUUGAGCCCAAUGAUUUGGCCAUCAACACAGAGACACUGGACGCAUUUCUGACUGGAGCAUCAGAUUUGGUCGCUGAUGCCUGCAAGACACAACGUCUGACAACCUAUUUGAAGGAGACGGCUUAUCCACAGGGACUGAGGGUAUGUGCUGCAGACUUGGUGCAGGGAUUGAACAUGUUGAACGCGAAGCUGAACUUCACAGAAAGUGACAGAAACUUGGUGGACAAGAUCGCUACUCCACGCCUUGUGGUUGCAAAUGACAACUGGACGUGGUUUGGUUUUGCUGAGAUGAUGUGGAGCAAACUGAUUGCUGUCAUCAAGGGCUCACUGUUUGUUGCGACCAUCCCCAUUCAUGCCUUCAAGGAUGACAUUGACCGGGGAUGCAAUUUGCAAACACUUGCGGACAAGCUGUGCUCCAUGACCCUUGAUGAGCUGGAAGCUGCAAUGGUGAUCCCUCCUGGGCGAUUGCUCUAUCAAGCGUGUAGAGGCUUGCUACCAGAUGACUUCAACCCGCCAAUGGAUCAGGAAUCAAAGGUACAGACGGGCAUUUGCGUGCAGCACAUGUUCGUUGAUGAUCUUGACAGCCUGAGCAAGGCCUUGAAGCUUGGAGUCAAAGUGCUAAAGGCCCAGUCAUCUAGCUAUGAUGCAAAGCGUGACCGGAUUGAGCAAAGCCUGAAGUGGGUGGAUCAAUGUGUUCACAACAUGGUGAAGGAAGAGGUCGACGCUGAUACCACCGCAGAUCAUCGCAUUGGUGUAGAGAGGAGGAAGCUCGACUUCAACAACCCACCUGUGGCAGAUGACCUUGACGAAUGGUUUGCAAAUGAGGAUGUGGAAGAUCUUGAUUUUGAGCUUGACCGUUGCAGAAAGCAUUCCUUGUUCAACAAGUACUUGGAACCAGAAGAAUUUCAAGAUCUGAUUCAAGAAGGAUGGGAAUUUGGGGAUGCGGAGAGCUCUGAUCCAUUGGAGGAUCUCAGAGGAUUUCUGAUCUUUCAGAAGAAGCACUCACAGCGCUUGCUUGCCAAGGCACACGGCCUCAAUCAUCCUUUUGUGCAACCGCCUCUUGAAUCAACAUCCUCCUCCUCACAUGAUGUUUCUGCUACCAAUGCCGGCGCUGCUUGUGCAUCAUUGCCUGAGGAGCCCGUUCAGUCAGAGUUUGAGAAGGCCUUGAUUGAAUCAGUAGCUGCAUUAACAUCAACACCAUCACCAUGCCGUGCGCCUGGCCCGAUUCUUGCAAUUGAAUGGAGGGCCCCGGCCGAGCAGGUGUUGCCAUCACCACCUGAAUUGCCUGCGCCACCACGUGCAGGAAAUGGUGGAGGUGAACUCAAGGCAUCCGCUCAAUCCGCUCCGCAUGAUACUGCCAUGAUGGAGCUACCACAGAGCGGCCCACAGGAGACAACCCAUGCUGGUGUGGAGGCUGUGGAGGUGGCUACACCUCUGGGAUCAUCUGAGCAGAAUGGUGGUGAUGCCAAAGUCAGCAAGACCGUGCAGUCGCCGGGGCAGACUUCCAUGGCGGGGAUAGCACACAGCGGCAGUCACGAGAUAAUCCCUGCUGAUGAGGCUACUGCGGAGUCCACGGGUAAGCAGUUUUGGGAUUACAGCCAUCGCCCCAGAAGCAUUGAUGAUUUACGCAGGUUCUGCAAGAAAUCACAUACCAGCAGCUUCGCUGAUGAGAGACUCAGAGCUAUUCAACACCCGCUUUUUGCGAAGUUCCUGGCAUCCAAAUCAAUGUCCCUUCAGCAAGGUCUCAACGGGUGGGCUGCGGGAAACACUGAGAAAGAACAGCUGCAAGACCUACGCAGUUUCUUGGUGUGGUUGUUUGACACACAGAAGGACCAAGCCCUCAGCAGCACCCUCAAUCAUGGUUGCGGUGCAGGCUAUGAUGCUGAUACAAACCUUGAUGAGAUGAGUGCAGCCCUUUCUGAACGUGCAGAGAUGGACGCACGAUAUGCAUCAUCAAUGGCAUCCACAUCACAUGCAGAUAUGGACCUCACAGCCGACUUGAAAAGCCAGACCAUGCAAAAAGGCCCAGGUCAGAUUUCUCCAGGAGCUGACGGAUCUGACCGUGAGGCUGUGAAGAAACACAUUGAUGCAGCCACCGAGAAGAUGUUGAAGUCGCAGGCCUUGCGCUCUACGCCAGCUAAGAGGGUGACCACAAAGCGCGGCCAGACCUCCUUGGAGACUGCCUUCCAUAUUCAGGAGAUGAUUUCCGGGUUAUGGGUUUACAUGUGCAUUCGUUGA